AUGCCUUCAAAGUCACCCUCCACCGACCUCUCCCACCUUCCCACCACCACCACCACCACCACCACCACCAUGGAGACCCUGCUCCCCCCCUCGGCCACCGAGACCCGCCACCUCCCGCACAACCGCGCCGCCAACAAGACCGCCCCCGGCGACCCCUGGCAGUCCCGCCGGCACGAAGUCCGCGCCGUCGCCAAGAAGCUCGCCGCCGCCGACGACCCCUUCACCUGCCGCCGCAUGGGCUUCGCCUGCGCACUCACCGGCGGCCUCGACCCGGACGCCGCUUCGCCGUGUCCCGCGCUCGCCGGCCGGCACGCGAGCGCCCGCGCGCACCACUUCGAGACGCAGCUGCCCCCGCUCACAUCGCGGCCGUUGGCGGUCACGGUCACAGCCACCGCGGGCGCGCGCCGCACGUACAAGCGCGACCGGUACACGCCGACCGACCUGGACGACGACGUGGCGCUCGCCAAGAGCGCGGUGCGCAUGCCCUGCGACGACAACUCCCACAACACCAUCGCUGCCGCCGCCACUGCCGCUGCCUCGCCGCGGAGCGUGCAGACCGAGUCCGAGGACGCGGUCGCGGAGAGGGCGCAGGUGGCGGCGCUGUACGAGGCGGGCCUGCUCUACCGGGACGCCGGCGCGGGCCGCCGGCUCACGCUGGACAGCAUCUCGCAUGAGGAGCCGACGUACGCGAUCCGCACCGCCAAGCCGCGGCGGCGGAUGCACGGUCGCCCUGGCGGCCUGGAGCUCUCCUUCUCGGAUAUGGGCGACGAGGAGAGCCUGGUGCAGUACGUCAUGGCGCUGACGGCGUCCGAGGCGGACGCGGCGGAUGCCAGCUCGACGCUCAGCUCGCCGACGCUGCAGGCGAUUCAAGAGAUGGACGAUGCUUCGCUGGAGUCUUGGGUGGUACUCGACAAGGAUGGUGCUGCCCGAAUUACUCUGGAUGGUUCAUCCUCGCGCCUGUAG
This is a messenger RNA of Cordyceps fumosorosea ARSEF 2679, 963 nucleotides long. RefSeq lists its product as hypothetical. The transcript has a single exon. Lineage: Eukaryota; Fungi; Ascomycota; Sordariomycetes; Hypocreales; Cordycipitaceae. The record is from RefSeq and is a predicted model, not a curated record. The coding region runs from base 1 to 963 and encodes 320 amino acids.